Glossina fuscipes is the source of this 1077-nucleotide messenger RNA. Its product is annotated as serine protease easter-like. Gene Ontology annotation, molecular function: serine-type endopeptidase activity. NCBI's taxonomy places the organism in Eukaryota, Metazoa, Arthropoda, Insecta, Diptera, Glossinidae. The coding region runs from base 1 to 1077 and encodes 358 amino acids. The record is from RefSeq and is a predicted model, not a curated record. The transcript has 5 exons. Gene Ontology annotation, biological process: proteolysis.
AUGUAUGUGCGUUUAUGUGUUACUAUGCACUUCGAGUUGGGCUCAGCAAUCAGAAAUCCUCACGAAAUGCGUGCUGUCUGCACAGAAGGAGCUCAUUUAAAUAAUUUGGAAGCGGCUCGUUUCGUCAAGCCGGACAUACACGAGCAUGAGGUUGCUCAACUAACUAAAGACGCGGUAUCUAAACCCUUUUGGUUGCAUUUUGCCUCUGCUAAGAAACCAUCUUAUCGAAGGUAUGGAGAAGAACUUCUGCCUCGCUUUGCGGAGUGCACUCAAUCGAAAAGUCUCAUUGCUCGUAUAACUCAUGGCGAGAAGGCUUAUUUAAAAGAGUACCCUUGGAUGGCUUUGCUUGAAUACACUAACGCCAAAGAAAAGCGUCAUCUUUGUGUGGGAUCUUUAAUUAAUCACCGUUAUGUCAUUACGGCCGCACAUUGUCUGGAAAGUCAUUUAGACUUGGGUUUAAGCAGCGUUCGUCUGGGUGAAUGGGAUACCAGCACAAAUCCAGAUUGUAUUUUAAAUGCAUAUGGUGAAGCUUUUUGUGCUCCUAAACAUAUUAUUGUAAUGAUCGAGCAUGCUGUACCUCAUCCCCUAUAUAAACCGAAUUCAAAAAAUUCAAUCAACGAUAUCGGUCUCUUACGUCUAGAACGCAACAUUAGAUAUAAUGAUUUUAUAAGUCCGAUAUGCUUACCUCGAAGUGCUGAAAGCAAUAAAAUUACAUACGACGGAACAAGAAUGGCUGUUAUAGGCUGGGGUCGAGAUGAAAACUCGAAAGAAAAUACAAUUAAAAUGAAAGCUUCCGUGGUUGGAGUUGGUGCCGAAAGAUGUAAGCGAUUUUACCGAAGGAAGUAUGUUACCUUGACGGAUUCGCAAAUUUGUGCUGUUGGAGACGGAGGUAGCGAUUCUUGUCAGGGCGAUUCUGGUGGCCCGUUGAUUACGACACAAACGGUCAAAAAGUGCGUUUAUAUAUUAGCGGGUAUCGUUUCAUUUGGUUCCAAAAAUUGUGGUUUAGAGGAUUUCCCUAGCGUGUACACCAAGGUUGACAAAUACACCGCUUGGAUCUUGCACACAAUCAAACCAUAA